Molecule: messenger RNA, 5082 nt
Organism: Drosophila innubila
Lineage: Eukaryota; Metazoa; Arthropoda; Insecta; Diptera; Drosophilidae
Gene: RhoGAP93B
Exons: 14
Coding region: 1-4077 (1358 amino acids)
Biological process (GO): signal transduction
Cellular component (GO): cytoplasm; cytoskeleton
Molecular function (GO): protein binding; GTPase activator activity
Source: RefSeq, a predicted model, not a curated record
AUGAGUUCAAGUUGUGAAAGAAUAGAAUGGGUGGAAAUUAUCGAGCCGCGCACCAAGGAGCAUAUGUACGCCAAUCUAACAACUGGCGAGUGCGUCUGGGAUCCACCCGAAGAUGUGCCAAUUAAGCGCACCGACUCAUCACAGUGGUGGGAACUGUUUGAUACAAAUACACAACGCUUCUAUUACUAUAAUGCGGCGACACAGAAGACCGUGUGGCAUCGGCCGAGCAAGUGUGAUAUCAUUCCGCUGGCCAAACUCCAGACGCUCAAACAGAAUACCGAUCCCAGUGAGCGACGGGAGCAGACAACGCCACAGAAGCAAUCGUCGCUGCAAAAACAUCCACAGCAACAGCUACAACAACAACAACAAGGUUCGCCCAUGUCAGCGGCCAACAAAAAAGGGCGUGGCCAGCGAGCAAGUGGCGGCAAUGGCCAAGUUGCCAGCUCUGAGGAGAAACUGAGCACCGAUAUGAUCUCUAGUCCACGAGGCCGACAAAGUUUUCGCGUCGGCACGGGUGACUCAUCCCGUUCCAUGGACAUGCAACAAUCGCCGCAACAACAGCAACAACAACAUCAGCAGGGUUAUGCCUGUCGACGUUCCCAAGACUCGUGCAAUCACUACAAGGAAUCUGGAAAGUCAAGCGAUUCCAGUCUGUCCAGCGCUCAUGGAUAUCGUCGCUUCAAUGAUGCCUCCAAUGGUGCACCUUUGCCGAAUGAUGCACUGCGUCUGGGAUCUUUGCAGAAACAACAACGCUCUGGCAAGGAUAACGGCGCCUUUGAAAUGUUGCAAGAAAGCACAAGCUCACAUAAUUUACCGCAUGGUUCGUCCUCCUCUUCAUCCUAUGUUGGUGGUAGUGUCGUCGGUGACAGCAAUAAGUACUUUGAUCAUCAGCUUCUGCCCAGCCACAUGCAGGGCUAUUGCUCCUCCAAGUCAUCCGAUAUUGCCUCACCCACUCAUUCGAUACAGACGCCGCAGGCGCAGAAGAAGAAAAUCUCUCCAGAUGCCGAACGUCAGUACAAUUACGCACAACAGCAACAACAACAGCAGCAGCAGCAACAACAACGCAAUGCACAACGUUCGGCUGGAGGCGGCAGCGGAAGUGUCGCAGCUUCUGGCAAAUCCUAUGGUGCACCUAUUGCAGAUCGCGAGUACAAGGUAUCCUUGGCUCGCUCCGGUAGCUUUAUGUCCUCGUCCAUUAAUCCUGCUGCUGCGGGACAUCACAGCAAAUCUUAUCGCAAGAGUAGCGCUGAGGCAAACGGCAGCAGCGGCGGUGCUGGUGGUGGUGCGGCCAGCGAUGAUUCAAUGCACGAAAAGUACUUUAAGUCUGUGGAGAAUACUCCGCUGUCUCGACGACGUCACACAACCAAUGCUAAGGGUCAUGGUAAUGGCGGUGGUGGUGGUGGCGGUGGCGGUGCAAGUGGCAGUAAUACAGCCACCAGCACCGCCGGCAGUGGCAGCAGUAGCCACAAGAAACACUCAAGCGACUCCAGUCCGCAGAGUCCAAUCAGUCCGCAGACGAAAAGUUCACGUCAGGCCAAAACCAGCGCCACAAAUCCACCGCCGCAGCUGCAGCUUCAGCAUUCACCUCGCAUACAGGAUCCCAAUUGUGGUUCAGAUCUUCUCAGUCUGGAGCGCAUGUCACUUGUCAAGGCAGCACCAAUUUCACCAAGCGGCUGUUCCGAUAAUCUUGGCAUGAUGACGCACUCAUCUCGUGGGUCGAAUGAUUCAGCGGCUAGGCGUCAAAAGUCCAAUAGCUCUACGGCAAAUCGUUCGCAGUCUCAUCACUUUCCUGGUCAGGGCUCUUUGAAACACAGUGCCAGCUCAAGUUUGGAUAAACGUGGCUAUUAUCCACUUCAAAGUGGCAGUGGUGGUGGCGAGAAGCGUGAUUCGAGACGCUCCAAGACGCAUCAUCAUCAUCAGCAGCAUCUACAGCCGGACAACAGCGAUGUAGAAUAUGAUAAUGGCAACAUUUCACCAUUGUACAGCAACUGUGGCCAGGAGAUGCCCCAUCUUCUGCCGCUCAAGCAUUACAUCAUCGAGCAGGCCAAGCUCUUUAAUCGCUAUGAUUAUGGCGCUGAUGGAGAAGGCGCUGGCGACUCGGAUUCUUAUCACUCGGAUAGUCAGUCAGAGCAUUCGCUAUCUGGCCAUGAGCCGGAUAAUGAGGACUCCGAUGGCGGCUCCGAUACGCAUGGCGGUUACUUGGAGCACAACUAUGGCAUGAUCGAUGACUAUGCUAACAUGGGCGACAGCGUCUCCUACUAUGCCUAUCAGUAUCCGCCCUACGAUCCAGCAGGACGUGAGGAUAUUUCCGACAACGUGGAGGCUGUGCUGGAAGGUAUUGGUGGCAACACGGAGCCAGCUUCAGUGCCCAAACCGAAGCCACGCUAUCAGAUCUCAUACUAUGACACCGUCUCGCACAGUCCAUCAUCAUCAGUGGGUCAGGGGCAUCAGUACAACCAGCAUAAUCAACAGCUGUAUUCGAAUACGCCAUCAUAUCCGUUUGCCAGUCAUGGACAUGGCUUGGGUCAGCCACCGGCACCACCGCAUCAGCAGCAGUUACAUUUGGAUCCCAGCGAUGCGUCCACAGCCAAGCAGAAACAAUCACAAACGUUGCCCUCGCCCAAUCGUCAAAUCUCUCGCCUAGUCGCCGGUCAGUUAACCAAAGAGGAUACCAAUCAACAGCAGCAGCAGCAGCAACAACAGUUGCCGUCUGCAAAUGCAGCCCACUCGGCAGUCAUCAGCAGUCUCAGCCGAGGUGGGAAUCACAAACUGACACCGCCAACUCUUAAACCCACCAUUCAGCAGAUCUUUCCGCCCAGCGAGCGUGCACCGGCAACAACGCUGGCCUGCAUGAAGGAAUGUGAUAUUGAGAAGUUCGCUGCGGACAAUCUGAAUCUUCAUUCGAAGGGAAUCUUUCGUAAGAAGGCUUCCGUGCGCGAUAUGCUCAGCUGGACGGCGGAGGCGAUUGGUAGGCCCAUGUUAGCCCUAUCACGUGACAAGGCAGACAAGAAGAAGGCCAUUGAUAUGUUUAAGCUGGUGCAAAUCUACAUGGCUGAUCGCAAGGCGCGCUUGGGCAUGAACCUCAACUCGGUGGCCAUAGACAUAAUCACCGCAUCACUUCCCCAACAGCAAUUAAGAGAUGAGCUGUAUGUGCAGUUGUGCCGACAAACAACAGAGAAUCCAAAGCGAGAGUCGUUAAUUCGUGGAUGGGAGCUAAUGGCCAUUUGUCUGUCAUUUGUGCCGCCUUCGCCAACGUUUCAGCCCACGUUGCUCAACUAUGUAAAUCGUCAUCGUGAUCCCUCGUUUGCCACCGGCUUCAUGGAGGUUUGCAAAUGGCCCAUACAUGUGCAAAUUUCGCACUAUGCAACUGUUUGCUGUCGUCGCUUGGAUCGCAUUGGCAGCAGCGGUCGCCGUUUGGCCAAGAAACCGACCGUGGAUGAAGUGGAACAGGCGCGGCACCAAAUCCUGCACAAUAGUAUGUUUGGCAAUACACUUUCCGAAGUGAUGGAACUGCAAAAGGACAAAUUUCCGUUUCGAAAGCUGCCCUGGAUACAAACCACGCUAUCGGAGCAUGUACUUUUGCUCAAUGGAAAACAAACAGAGGGCAUUUUUCGUGUGUCCGCCGAUUUGGAUGAAGUCAAUUGCAUGAAGAAUCGCUUGGACUAUUGGGAUGUUCCUGAUUAUAAGAACACAAUGGUUGAUGCCCAUACUCCUGCUAGUCUACUUAAGCUUUGGUAUCGUGAACUGUACGAUCCGCUUAUACCCGAUGAUUAUUACGAGGAUUGCGUGAAUACUGAGGAUCCCGAUAAAGCCAAAGAAAUAGUUAAUAAGUUGCCUCAAAUAAAUCAACUGGUCCUAACGUAUUUAAUACACUUUCUGCAACAAUUCUCCAAUCCGGAGGUGGUUAGUUGCACCAAAAUGGAUUCAUCGAAUCUGGCCAUGGUGUUUGCGCCAAAUUGCUUGCGCUGCACUUCAGAUGAUCCCAAGGUGAUACUGGAGAAUGCGCGCAAGGAAAUGUCCUUCAUACACGUUUUAAUACAAAACAUGGACACGGCACAUGUGACCAAUCUGGUUUAAAGCUUUGACAGCUGCAGCUUAGGUGUAAACAAAUUAACCAAAAACCAAUGGAAAAACCCCUAAACAUAUGUAAACGUUAUUAACCUAUCCUAACUUACUUAAUUACUUACCUAUGCAAUUUAACUUGACCUUAAAUUUGUAUUUAUACAAAUGAAAUAAUGUAUUUAUGUCAAAUGAGUAUCAAAGAGCUCCUAACUAACUCCUAAAUUUAACUCAAAUAAUUUUGCUGCUCGAAUUUUCUCACAAACUGCUUCGAAAUUAAUAAAUUAUUUUUUUAUAUAUCUAGGCCGCUUAUUUUUUUAACAACUAAUACUCAGAAUUGUAACGUGUAGUGCUUUUCAAACCAAAAAGAUGAAUCCAAUACAGAGAAAUGAAUUUGUAAUUGUUCAAGUCAAGUUAAAGUUAAUAACUUGUAAACUUAUUGUGUGCAUGCCUAGUUACGUGUGAAAUUGUAGUUUAAUUUAUUUAUUUCGCAUUUUAAUUUAUGGUAUUUCACGCAGGAAAACAGCAAAAUACUCAAACUCAAAGUAACUCUCAAAAAUAAAGCAUUGAACAACUUGUGAAAGAUAUAAAUAUUUAAAUAUAUAUACAUUAUAAAUAUAAAUAAAUGUACUGUAAGCAAAUGCAAUAACUGAAUAAAAAUUAUUAAAUAAAUCUGCUUAUAAAUUACUUGCAGCAACUUAGUGCUAUAUAUAUAUUUAUAUAUACCUAUAAAUACAAAAAUUUAUUCGUAUGCAUUAAAUAUUUAAUGAAUAACAAUAAAAUUAUUUAUAAAUUCGAAAGCUGCGCAACAAUUUAAUUAAUUAGUAAACAAGUGUUAUACUAUAGUAUUACACAUAUUCAAACUAUAAGAACCAGCAGAGAUAUUUAAAAAGUUGAAGCGAAAACCCAAUUGAACAUAUAUAAAUAUGUACGUAUGUAUGUAAAACCCUAUGGAUAUUGAGAUAUGAAACACGAGAAUGAAUAAAGUUAUAUAAAUAAAGAGCCAAAAUAUUAAUUUCUAAA